GCUUAAAAAAGGACACGCUUCCCGCUACCGCACACUGCCCCAGCCGCGACCACUCCCGGAACCCCACCGCAUCGCCAUCGCAUGUUGAUGCUGCUCUCCUGUCCCCAGCCUCUGCUCCUCCCUCGCCUCCCCUCCCCGACCCCCCGCCUCAUCCGCGCCCACAUCCCGCGCCGCGCGCUCGCCUCGGCCCCGCCGCUAGGGUUGGCGCGAGGCGUCCUCGCUCCGCCCCGCGCGGUGGCCUCCGACUCCGAGCAGCGGGACGUGGGGAUGGGGCCGGGGCCGGAGGGGAGGCCGCUCCGCGUGGGGCUCGUCUGCGGCGGGCCUUCCGCGGAGAGGGGCAUCUCGCUCAACUCCGCGCGCUCGGUGCUCGAUCACAUUCAGGGGGAGGAUCUGGUAGUCAGCUGCUACUACAUCGACUGUGGUAUGAAGGCCUUUGCGUUGUCGCCUGCGCAGCUCUAUUCCAACACGCCUUCAGAUUUUGAUUUCAAACUUGAAAGUCUGGCCCAAGAAUUUCACUCGCUAUCUGACUUUGCGGAGCAUCUUGCUGCCACUGUUGACAUUGUCUUCCCAGUGAUCCAUGGGAAAUUUGGUGAAGAUGGUGGCAUUCAGGAGCUUUUAGAGAAAGCAAGUGUUCCAUUUGUUGGGACGCCCUCUAAGGAGUGUCGGCGUGCAUUUGACAAGUACAACGCAUCACUCGAGCUCAGCACACAAGGUUUCUUAACAGUACCAAACUUUCUUGUAGAGAAGGACAAGUUGGCAAAGUCAGAAUUGGAUGAAUGGUUUCAAAGCGUCAAUUUGAAUAAAGAAAAUGGCAAAGUGGUGGUAAAACCUACAAGGGCUGGAUCAAGCAUUGGCGUGGUUGUUGCUUAUGGUGCUAACGAGGCAGCUCAGAAAGCUGAGAAAAUAAUUUCGGAGGGAAUUGAUGAUAAGGUUAUCAUAGAGGUUUUUCUUGAAUGGGGCCGUGAGUUUACAGCCAUUGUUGUUGAUGCCGGGACAGCUAAUAACAGUGAGCCUGUUGUUCUGCUUCCAACAGAAGUUGAGCUUCAGUCCUCCAGUAAUAAUGAGAAUCAAGAGGAUACAAUAUUUAACUACCGCAGGAAGUACCUUCCAACUCAACAGGUUACUUAUCAUACACCUCCACGUUUCCCGGAAGAGGUGAUUGAUUGCAUAAGACAAGGAGUUUCUCUUUUAUUUCGCCACCUUGGAUUGCAUGACUUUGCGAGGAUAGAUGGUUGGUUUUUACCUACUCCUGUUACUUCUCUACCCUCAGCUGAAAACAGUGGCAGAUUUGGAAAUACCAAGCAUGGCACUGUCCUUUUCACUGAUAUUAACUUGAUAAGUGGGAUGGAGCAAACUAGUUUCUUAUUCCAACAAGCUUCAAAGGUUGGAUUAUCUCAUUCUCGAAUCCUUCGUACAAUUGUUCAGCAUGCUUGCUCGCGAUUCCCUUCUCUUGUUCCUUGCAAUAAUGCGUGGACUGCUUUGUCCAGAAAACUACAAUCAGCUAAAUAUGCAGAAGCAAUCCACAAAGGUACAUGUAAACAGAAGGUUUUUGUGAUCUUUGGUGGGGACACUUCAGAGCGCCAAGUAUCACUUAUGAGUGGCACUAAUGUCUGGCUUAAUUUGCAAGGUUUUGAUAAUCUUGAUGUGGUACCGUGUUUGCUUGCGCCUGCAAAUGGAUAUUCAUCCUCCAAUAAUCAAGGUUUCAGUGACAGUUCACGUGAAGUUUGGACAUUGCCAUAUUCAUUAGUGUUACGACAUACCACUGAAGAAGUUCAUGCUGCAUGUGUUGAGGCAAUUGAACCAGAACGAAUUAAGAUAACAUCUCGUUUACGUGAUCAAGUAAUGAAGGAACUUUGGCAAGCAUUAAGAAAACAUGAUUGGUUUGCGGGCUUCGACAUCGCUGAUGAACAACCUAUCAAAUACUCUCUGCAACAGUGGAUCAACCAUGCCAAAGAAGCUAGAGCUGUAGUGUUUAUAGCAGUGCAUGGUGGUAUUGGAGAGGAUGGUACCAUUCAGUCAUUAUUGGAAUCUGCAGGAGUUCCUUACACAGGUCCAGGACCAAUGGCUUCUAGAAUAUGCAUGGACAAAGUUUCAACUUCACUUGCCGUUGACAAUCUGGUUAGUUAUGGAGUUCGUACCAUUCCAAAGGAUGUAAGAGCAACUGAAGAGGUACUGAAGUCAUCUCUUGUUGAUAUCUGGAAUGACCUAAAAGCAAAACUACAAACAGAAACAGUAUGUGUGAAACCAGCUCGUGACGGAUGCUCAACUGGAGUAGCAAGAUUGUGCUGUCCAAAGGACCUAGAAGUCUAUGCAGACGCAUUGAGGAGAAAAUUUCAGCGUCUGCCUGCUAAUUGCCUGUCCAGGGCACAUGGAGUUAUUGAGAUGCCAGUCCCUCCUCCACAGUCAUUAAUAUUCGAGCCUUUUAUUGAAACCGAUGAAAUUAUCAUUUCAAAUAAAUCAAGGAAUGGCAGUGCCCGCCAUCUGGAAUGGAAGGGAGAAACUGAAUGGCUUGAAGUAACUGUUGGUGUAAUUGGCAAACGUGGAGAAAUGCACUCAUUAAAUCCAAGUAUCACAGUUAAAGAAAGUGGUGAUAUUUUAUCACUUGAGGAGAAAUUCCAAGGUGGGACUGGAAUCAACUUGACACCACCUCCUGCAACAAUUAUGAGUGAGGAUGCACUGCAACGGUGCAAAAAGACUAUCGAGGUCAUGGCAAACACUCUGGGUUUGGAAGGCUUUUCGCGCAUCGAUGCAUUUGUGAACGUGCGCAGUGGGGAGGUGCUGCUGAUAGAAGUGAAUACUGUACCUGGGAUGACUCCAUCCACGGUGCUGAUUCACCAAGCACUCGCAGAGGAACCACCCGUUUACCCCCAUAUGUUUUUCCGGAGCCUUCUGGAUUUGGCGUUUGAAAGGGCAGAGUAGCCGCCGCGUCAGCUUUCGUUGCAAAUAAAGGUCCUGAUCGAUUUGAUUAAUGUACGUACCGCCGAUGUGAGGUACUGUAAGGUUUAUCUGGAUUUUAUUAUUUAUACAAACUAGUAAGAUGAUCUUCGCUAAUAGCGUGGCUAGACUUGUUGUAAUAUUUUAUAAAGAUAACCUUUAAUUAAAAUUUUAUCCUUUUAUUAUUAA
Molecule: messenger RNA, 3123 nt
Organism: Phragmites australis (common reed)
Lineage: Eukaryota; Viridiplantae; Streptophyta; Magnoliopsida; Poales; Poaceae
Exons: 24
Coding region: 82-2919 (945 amino acids)
Biological process (GO): peptidoglycan biosynthetic process
Cellular component (GO): chloroplast
Molecular function (GO): ATP binding; D-alanine-D-alanine ligase activity; metal ion binding
Source: RefSeq, a predicted model, not a curated record